Molecule: messenger RNA, 3165 nt
Organism: Myodes glareolus (Bank vole)
Lineage: Eukaryota; Metazoa; Chordata; Mammalia; Rodentia; Cricetidae
Gene: C9H5orf58
Product: chromosome 9 C5orf58 homolog
Source: RefSeq, a predicted model, not a curated record
CCCCCCUCCUCCUCCCCCGCCACCUCUUCACACCUAGCAUCAAGUUGGCUGACUGUUGAGGAGCCGUCUGCUCAAGGUCCGUUGAGACGGUAACGAGGCUUUUCUUUGUGGUGACCAGUUGGGAAGAUGUUUAAGAAUAAUCAUCAUGACCACAAGCAAAGAGUGGAAGCCAUGAUUAAGAACAUUAAUACAAUUUCUUUGGAGAUGAAGAAGAUGAAAGAACUCUCCCAUAUCCUGCUGUGUGACCUCAAUCUCCAUUUUGGUCAGCCCAAGAAGACUGAGGAGCCCAAGGAAGCAGAAACAAGCCACUCAUUUGAAGAGACUGAGAUACCAGAUGUAGCCCUUGCUUCUAUCAGUUUAUCUGACUAAGUUUUUUCUAUUUGUUUUAAAUUUCUGGUUUUGCUGACUUAAAAAUCUAGAAUAAGUUUAUUAGUAUAAUUUAAAACAGUAUAAAAUUAUAAAUAAGCCUAUCAUCUUCUUGAAAACUGGUCUUUUUUGUUUUGUUUUUGUUUUAAUGUCUCAAAGGGAAACUGCUUUCACUAAUGCUGGAAGUCUGAUGCUGGAAACUGAGCUGUCUGUGUUUGAUGUGCUAGCCUUGUCCUCUGGUGUAGACAGGCUUCUCCCGUGUGCUGGGCAGGAGAUGGUAGCAGUGCAGCAGCAGACAGCUUUGCCUGUGCAGGCAUGCCUAAAAAGAACUGAUUUUCUUUCCAGAGAGGGACCCUGAAUGACCUAACUUUUGUUAAGAUGUGAAUCCAUGAGCAAAGAGCUGAGCAGUGGUGAUAGAUCCAGCUGGGAUUAUAAGGCCCGUGGCUCAGAUAGGCAAGGCUGGCAGAAGAUAGAAUUGAAAGAACUCAAAGAAAGCAUGUGCUCGUCCUGAAAACAUGAGAAUCCCAUGAUUGCAGUCAUAGGAGUAGAAGAGAACACCUUAUCCACAGGUUCAUUUUUGCCCCUUCACCCUAAGAGAUUCAAAUACAUUUUGUCUAAUGUCAUCCACUGCUACUUUCCUUGUUUCUGUGAGCAAACACUUGUAAAGAAGCAGCUUAAGGGAAGAAGGUUGGUUUGGGCUUAUACUUUAAGAGAGUGUGGUUGCUAAUGGCAGGGAGAGGAAGUGGUGGGCUGUGAGGCAACUGGUCACAUUGUGUCCACCAUUAUGAAGCACAAAGAGAUGGAUAGUUUGCUCUGGGCACUCAGCCCACAUUUAGGGUCUUCCCUCUUCAGUUGAUGCUCUGGAAGCAUCUUCACAGACACAGCCUUACAUGAUUCUAAAAUUCAGUUAAAUUGACAAAUUUAACCAUCAGAGCUACCAAUAGAUGCUUUGAAAUCUACCAUGUCCUUCAACUUUAUCACCUUCAGAUAUAAAAAUACCUGCAGUGUCCUGCUGCUCUCUCCCCAGGACCUAGCUCAGUGCUUUACACAGGAUAAACGUUAUAAAUCCCUGCUGGGCAUCCUACUGAAGAAAUUAACACAGCGUUUUCAGCUUUAGCAUCUCCAAGUUCUGGGUCCUAAAUUGAGAGCUCUGGGUUUGUAAGGAUGAGGUUUUGUAGAACAUUAUUGUCAUUUGUUAAGCAUCUCCACAUUCUACCUACUCAUCUAAGUGUGUCCUCUGUAUUAACCUGGUGACUUUUAAGGUCCCUUCUUAAAACAAACAACUGGUUUUUUUGUUUGUUUGUUUUUAACUCAUGAAAAUAAAAGUAUAUUCUUUUCCACCUGAAAAUUUUGUAGAUCAGAGAAAUCAAAACAUUUGUCAAUAAAAGUCACAAAGUGAUGCUGAGAGUCCCAAAGGAAUGAGAUUGGAAGAACAAGGCAUGUCAGUGUUCGGUGAAUACUAGGUUAUCGCUUGCUAAACUUAAACAACACUGCAAAUUCUCAUCGUACACUGAUGUCUUGAUAAAACUUAUAGUGACAAGGGGAAACACUAUGAACUGAAAAUUCAUUUACUGACAAUACCCAUUGAACAUCAGAGCUCAGCCUAGCCUGUCUCAAACAUGCUCAGAUCAUGUACGUUAGCCUGCAGCUGGGCAAAGUCACCUAAUACAAACUCUAAUUUGCCUUAAAAUACUGAAUAUAUGUUUCUAAUUUAUUAAAUUUUCACAAACUCCCCACCACCACCAACAAAGGAAAAAAAACUACUUGCAACAUAUAAUACUGUAAAAUACUGUUGGGUACCUUGGUGGUCACAUGACUAACUAAGACUUUCAUAUCACCUGUUGCUAGCCUAGGGCAACCAGAAUUCACAUUGACAUACAGUGUGAUUAACAGGCAUCACUCCCACACCGUCAUACAGUCACAGAUGGUAAGGCAACAGAAACCAGAAUCCCAACUGUACGUCUCAUUAAGUGUGUUUUAUAAACUGAAGGAGAGUUGAGAUGCUUUGAAAGGUUUAUAAUCCAAUCUGAUAAGGAUGAGACAGUCACAGCACAUUCUUGUUUUGAGGGCAGAAAAGCACAGCUGAGGUUUGGAUGGGUAAUCUUCAAAGGCCCUUGUGUUAGAGGCUUGAUCCACCCACCAGGGCAAUAGUGGGUAGUGGUGGGACUGACCACAGGAGGACAAGCCCAGUGGGAUGGCAUUAGUUCAGUAGGUGCAUUCCUUGAGGGAAAUUACCGGGUCUUCCUUUCCUUUUGCCUCCCAGUCACCAUGAGCUGCACGGAUGUCUUCCAUACUUCCUUACUUGAGUGUCCUGUAUGAGCCACCGCAGGACACAGAACAAGCGACCAUACUGAGCAAGCGACAAGCUUUCUAAAUGAAAGCCAACCAAUAAAAGGAAUGUAGUAGGGGGGUGGGCUGGAGUGUGUGUGCGCACCUAUGUGUGCGUGUGUACAAAGUAUCGCCUCAUCUUCCCAGGAGCUCCUCAGGGGGUACACUGUGGAUACAGCUGGGGGAUUAAAGAAGAAUCACAAACCCCAGUGUGUUUGACAGCAAAAUUGCAUCACUAAUUCUAAAACUGUUUCCUUCUUAGAGGAUUUGUAGCUUACAUUUACUUUAACACCAAAAUAUAACAGCAUGGACUAAACAGUAAGGUUGUUUUGAGGAUCUAAAAGAGUAAAGCAAAAGAUAACUUUAAUCCUAGGAGGUUAUCCCAACAUGCAUUUAUCUCAAAUAUGAAAAAUCCAUAAAAAUACUCCCUGCAAAACCAAAUAAGAAAGGAUUUAAAGCCUCUUAAGUUAU